Molecule: messenger RNA, 1686 nt
Organism: Antrostomus carolinensis (chuck-will's-widow)
Lineage: Eukaryota; Metazoa; Chordata; Aves; Caprimulgiformes; Caprimulgidae
Gene: MTO1
Product: mitochondrial tRNA translation optimization 1
Exons: 10
Biological process (GO): tRNA methylation; tRNA wobble uridine modification
Cellular component (GO): cytosol
Molecular function (GO): flavin adenine dinucleotide binding
Source: RefSeq, a predicted model, not a curated record
AAAGAAAUCCUUAACACACCACUGUUGACAGUUCAUGAGGCAUCUGUGGAGGAUCUUCUCUUGACAGAGCCAGAACCAGACCGUCCUGGGAAAUGCCAAGUCACAGGAGUCGUCCUGGGAGAUGGGAGCACAGUACAUGCUGGAAGUGUGAUCCUGACCACUGGUACAUUUCUGAGGGGUAUGAUCCUCAUCGGACUGGAGAUACACCCAGCUGGGCGGCUGGGAGACCAGCCAGCCAUCGGGCUGGCUCAGACUCUGGAGAACCUGGGAUUUGCUGUGGGCAGGCUGAAGACUGGGACACCGCCCCGCCUUGCCAAAGACACGAUUGACUUCAGUGGUCUGGAGGAACGUGCUGCUGACAAUCCCCCGGUGCCGUUCAGCUUCCUCAGCAAGGCUGUGUGGAUCAAGCCAGAAGAUCAGCUGUUGUGUUACCUGACUCGUACUACCGGGAAAGCUGAGCAAAUUAUCCGUGAUAACCUCCACCUGAACAACCACAUAAGGGAGACAACAAGGGGCCCGCGGUACUGUCCCUCUCUUGAAUCAAAGGUUCUGCGCUUCCCAAACAGAGAACAUCAGGUGUGGCUGGAGCCUGAAGGCUUGGAGUCCGAUGUCAUUUACCCCCAAGGCAUGUCGAUGACACUGCCACCUGAGCUACAGGAGCAGGUGAUCAGAUCUGUCCCGGGAUUGGAAAAAGCCAAGAUCUUACAGCCAGGCUACGGGGUGCAAUAUGAUUUCUUAGAUCCCCGUCAACUGACUGCUUCUCUCGAGUCUCGUCUUGUUCAGCGCCUCUUCUUUGCAGGCCAGGUAAAUGGCACUACAGGCUAUGAAGAAGCUGCAGCUCAGGGUGUGAUUGCUGGGAUCAAUGCUUGCCUACGGGUUCAUGGGAAGCCCCCUUUCAUUGUCAGCCGCACCGAAGGCUACAUUGGUGUCCUGAUUGAUGACCUGACCACUCUGGGCACCAGCGAGCCAUACCGGAUGUUCACCAGCCGCGUGGAGUUCCGCAUGUCCCUCCGGCCUGACAAUGCUGAUGCCAGGCUCACCCCCAGAGGUUUUGAAGAAGCUGGGUGUGUGUCACAGCAGCGAUACGAACAAGCAGUUAAAAUGAGAGCUGCUUUAGAUGAUGGAAUUGCAACACUGAAGUCCGUUCAGUUCAGCAUAUCCAAAUGGUCCCAGUUAAUACCAGAAGUUUCCAUCAGUAGCAGUCGAAAGUCGCCUAUCAGUGCCUUUGACAUUCUUCAGUAUCCGGAGGCCAACAUGGAGGUUCUGGCAAGGGCUGUCCCAGAGCCCCUGGGAAAGCUUGCUCAAUGGAGAGAACUGUCAGAGAGAUUGAAAAUAGAAGCUGCUUAUGAGUGGUGUGUAGUCAAUCAACAGCAGGAAAUAGAAGAAGUGCGUCGUGAUGAAGCCCUCCAACUGCCAGAGGACCUAGAUUACUUUGCUAUUGAUGCAUCGCUGUCAGCAGAGGUGCGGGAGAAACUGGACUCUAACCGUCCCCAGACGAUUGGUGCAGUCAGCCGGAUCCCUGGAAUUACACCAGCUGCUAUCGUUAACCUGCUAAGAUUUGUGAAAACCAAUCAUCAGAAGACAGAGAAGCUAAAAGCUUUACCUCAGACUGGCAAGUAUUUACCAGGGAAAAGGUACUCAGAGAAAGCAACUUCCCAACGACAGAUUUCAGCAGAGUUUUCUUAA